GAACCGCGCCAGCUGAGUCCGCUGGAGCCCAGCCCCUCUCUCCUGUCUUCUUGGAGGCUUGCUCCUUCCCAGGGCGUUUGUGGCUCACGCUUCCAUGUCCCCGGUGGGCACAGCACCCCGGAACCUCCACGCCCAUGGCCGCUAGCCUGAGGAGGCCCUCUUUCACCUCCUGUUCUUCCUCCUCGACAGACACGGACGACGAGGGUGUGCGCGGCACUUGUGAAGAUGCUUCUAUAUGCAAGAGUUUUCCAGUGAGAUGGAUUUCAGGGGAGAAGCCUCUUCAAAAUGGUCCUCCAAAGAGGUUAUGUCCGUUUCUGUUCUCAUGGUUUGCAGUCAGCAUUGGCUACUGGCAUGACCCCUACAUCCAGCAUCUUGUAAGGCUGUCUAAGGAGAGGAAGGCCCCCAAGAUUAACAGAGGAUAUUUUGCUCGCGUCCAUGGCGUCAGUCAGCUUAUAAAGGCAUUUCUACGGAAGACAGAAUGUCAUUGUCAAAUUCUAAAUCUCGGGGCUGGGAUGGAUACCACCUUCUGGAGAUUAAAGGAUGAAGAUCUUCUCCCCAGUAAAUAUUUUGAGGUGGACUUUCCCAUGAUAAUCACGAGAAAGCUGCACAGCAUCAAAUAUAAGUCUUUCUUAUCACAAUCCAUUGUAGAAUUACAUUCAGAGGACACACUUCAAAUCGAGGGACACCUGUUGGAUUCAAAGAGAUAUGCCAUUAUUGGAGCAGACCUCCGAGAUUUACCUGAACUCGAAGAGAAGCUAAAGAAAUGUAACAUGAAUCCACAAUUGCCAACACUCCUGAUAACGGAAUGUGUGCUGGUUUACAUGACUCCGGAGCAGUCGGCCAACCUUAUCAAGUGGGCAGCUCACAGUUUUGAGACCGCUAUGUUCAUAAACUACGAACAGGUGAACAUGGACGACCGGUUUGGACAGAUCAUGGUCGAAAACCUGCGGAGGCGACAGUGUGACCUGGCAGGAGUGGAGACCUGCAAGUCGUUAGAGUCACAGAAAGAACGGCUCCUGGCGAAUGGGUGGGAAACAGCGUCAGCCGUCAACAUGAUGGAAGUGUACAGCACAUUGCCUCAGGCCGAAGUGAGCAGAAUAGAGUCCCUUGAAUUCCUGGAUGAAAUGGAGCUUCUCGAACAGCUCAUGCAGCACUACUGCCUUUGUUGGGCAACCAAAGGAGGAAGUGAACUGGGCUUGAAGGAAAUCACUUACUAAUCUGUUGGAGGCCCAACUGAGCUGGGAGCGGAUGCCCCUGACCUCCCAGGAGUGGAUGGGCCGUGUUUCCUGGGCGGUGGCCGGCCCUGCGCUCGCCCUACAGCCUGACAAACCUCACUUCUGGGGGGCUGUCGUACCACCUUCUGUGCCCAUCGACUUACCAUUUAAAUAAAUCUCGUUUGCCAAUUGCC
Hyaena hyaena (striped hyena) is the source of this 1408-nucleotide messenger RNA. RefSeq names its product leucine carboxyl methyltransferase 1 (gene LCMT1). The transcript is spliced from 12 exons. Lineage: Eukaryota; Metazoa; Chordata; Mammalia; Carnivora; Hyaenidae. The record is from RefSeq and is a predicted model, not a curated record. Gene Ontology annotation, biological process: C-terminal protein methylation. Gene Ontology annotation, cellular component: cytosol. The coding region runs from base 135 to 1217 and encodes 360 amino acids. Gene Ontology annotation, molecular function: protein C-terminal leucine carboxyl O-methyltransferase activity.